AUAUUUUUUUGUCUUUCCCUUCGGGACCAAACACAAAUCCCAAAUUCCAGUCAAGACCAGCUCGUCUGUCACCCGCACGGCGCUAACUUACGCCUACGGUGAUCUUCACCGGACCCAUACACAAAGUCACAAACCCAGUAUGGGGCCUGAUUUAGAGCUCAAAGGGAACUCCAAAGCUGCUAUGGGAGUUUCAGUCGGUAAGAAUACAGUUGUCCCUCAAGGCCCUGAAGAUAUGAUUCUGCAGUGUGCUAGUAAUUGUGAGGAUAACACCUUUGGCAUGGAAGCAUUAUUGGUUGAGCGAACUACUGAACAGGAUGGAAGUGAGAAUAUGGAGCUUAAUAUAAUUGACUUUACAACUGCAACUGAUGCUGUACUGGUUGAAGGUGAAUGUCAGGAUGUGACUGAGCAUUCAAGUUCUUUUGACAAUACAGAAUCUGAGACAGAGAAUGGCUUGAUGCAGGCUGAUGAAGAAGUCGAGUCACGAUUAUUUGAUGGAUUUUUUGACACAUUACCAUUAAGGAGGAAAAAGUUGACAGUUCAUUGGAGGAAGUUUAUACGUCCUCUUAUGUGGCGCUGUAAAUGGAUAGAGCUUCAAAUUAAGGAACUUCAGUCUCAGGCACUAAAGUACGAUAGCGAACUUGCAGUAUAUGACCAAAGGAAGCAGUUAGAAUUUCAGAACUUUACAUUAGAUGAUAUUGAUGCAAAGUCUCUACCAUUUUCCAGUCAAAUUCUUAGAAAGAAAGUCAUGAAGAGGAAGAAAAGAAAGAGAGUUGAAGAGACAAUUGAUAUAACAACUUAUAUGUCACAACAUAACCUGUUCUCUUACUAUGGAAAGAAGAGGUCUGCUGCUGAUGGUGCUCCUAUGGAAGAUGAUUGUGAUAAGAUUACUAAUGGCAAUGAUGAGUUUGGAAUAAACGAUGAGUGGUCAUCUCUUGAAUUUGGAAAUGAUGAUAAUUUCAUGGAACAGAUCCUCCAGAGGAUUGAAGUGGCACAUUCACAAGCUCACAAGCUGAAGACCCGAAUUGACAAGGUGAUUAGUGAAAAUCCUUGGAAGUACUCUUCCGUAAAUAAGCUGACUUUGCUUGCACCAUCUGAUGCAUUGACCAGUUCUGAUCAAGAUCCUGCAUCUCCUCCUGGUAGUGGACAUAGAUUGACAGCUAGAUCUCUAUUUACUUCUUCUCGGCAUUUACCUGAGUGUAACAUGGGAGAUUUACCUAUGCCUGAAGGCACAGCUUUGAGUCACGGAGUCGUGAACCCUCUUUCUAGUAUAAUUGAAAGCAUGGCUCAGCCUCAGGUUGCAGAUUUAUGUGAAAAUACUGAGGAUGGAAUUCUGAUACAUAAUGAGGCAGCCAAGGAAGAGUUGGAUGCUCUUGAAAAAAUUAGAAGUCAACUCAUAGAGAAGCCUCAGGUACCAAUGGAUGACAAGAAAACUAUUCCUUUAGUUCAGGUUUUAGGAACCGGUGACUUGCCCUCAGAAACUGCUGUGCCUAAUGUACAAUCUAAUGUGAAGUCACGUUCCGCUUCCAAGUCGAAUCUCCCAAGGAACACAAGAAGACGGGGGAGGCGAAGAGCCGGCUCAAAGAGGUGGAGCAGGAGAGUUUCAGGUUAGCUGGAUUUGUGAAAGUUAGAAUAGAUUUUUUCUUUUUGGAAGGAUGGAAAAUCAAAAUAUUCAAGAUAGGAUGUCAAAAACUUUUGUUGCUUUUAGAAUUUGUACAUGGCUAUAUGCUGCUUUACUAUGUUGUGUAUCCUCUCUUUGGUAGCAAUGAUUUCAAAUGUACAUGCCUGCUAAACACGCUUUAUAAUGGAAGCAUGAGAUUUCUGUUA
Messenger RNA from Alnus glutinosa, 1824 nucleotides. RefSeq lists its product as uncharacterized. Bases 140 to 1609 code for a protein of 489 amino acids. The transcript has 6 exons. NCBI's taxonomy places the organism in Eukaryota, Viridiplantae, Streptophyta, Magnoliopsida, Fagales, Betulaceae. The record is from RefSeq and is a predicted model, not a curated record.